Messenger RNA from Pipistrellus nathusii (Nathusius's pipistrelle), 464 nucleotides. Lineage: Eukaryota; Metazoa; Chordata; Mammalia; Chiroptera; Vespertilionidae. The record is from the annotation of a GenBank genome assembly.
AUGGCGGGGCAGGUGAAGGACCGCGAGGCCUUCCAGCGGCUCAGCUUCCUGUACCAGGCCGCCCACUGCGUCCUCGCGCAGGACCCCGAGAACCAGGCGCUGGCGAGGUUCUACUGCCACACGGAGAGGACCGUGGCCCGGCGGCUCGUGCUGCGCCGGGACCCGUCGGUGAAGAGGACCCUCUGCCGUGGCUGCUCUUCCCUCCUCCUCCCGGGCCUGACCUGCACGCAGCGCCAGAGACGCUGCAGGGGACAGCGCUGGACGGUGCAGACCUGCCUGACGUGCCAACGCAGCCAGCGGUUCCUCAAUGACCCUGCGCACGUUCUCUGGGGAGACCUGCCUCAGGCCCAGCUGGGGGGCCAGCCAGAUCUGAGACCACUGCAGCCCUUGCCAAGCACAGCCCACCCCACCCCACCCCGCCCCGCCGAGGAGGAAGCACAGCCCCAGAGCUCGAGUCCUAGUGA